Sinocyclocheilus grahami is the source of this 536-nucleotide messenger RNA. Its product is annotated as latent-transforming growth factor beta-binding protein 3-like. Gene Ontology annotation, molecular function: calcium ion binding. The annotation marks the transcript as partial. The transcript is spliced from 4 exons. NCBI's taxonomy places the organism in Eukaryota, Metazoa, Chordata, Actinopteri, Cypriniformes, Cyprinidae. The record is from RefSeq and is a predicted model, not a curated record.
AUAUUAAUGAGUGUGAGCGAGCUUCCAACUGUCAGCGAGGACGCUGUAUCAAUACGAUGGGCUCUUACCGCUGCGAGUGCCAAAAAGGAUACAUGCCCGUCAGUGGGCGCCGAUGCCAGGAGGUUGAGAUAGUUCGGAAUGAUAAGAAGGAGUGCUACCUAAAUCUAGAUGACACCGUGUUCUGUGAUAGCGUCCUGGCAACCAACGUUACUAAGCAGGAGUGCUGCUGCUCUAUCGGUGUGGGAUGGGGAGAUCACUGCGAGAUCUACCCCUGUCCCGUCUACCGCUCAGCGGAGUAUCUCUCUCUGUGUCCAGUUGGCAGAGGAUUUUACCAUGAGGAAGGAAAGAUGGAAUAUGGAUUGUCUUUGCGCAGAGAUAUCGAUGAGUGUGUAUUGUUCUCUAAUGAGAUCUGUAAGGAGGGACGUUGUAUGAACACACAGCCUGGCUUUGAAUGCUACUGCCAACAGGGAUUUUACUAUGACAGCAAUCUACUGGAAUGUAUCGGUAAAAUCACACACAAAUACACACAUUUUACU